This is a messenger RNA of Drosophila virilis, 572 nucleotides long. RefSeq names its product migration and invasion enhancer 1. Gene Ontology annotation, cellular component: cytosol. The record is from RefSeq and is a predicted model, not a curated record. Gene Ontology annotation, biological process: negative regulation of apoptotic process; positive regulation of filopodium assembly. Lineage: Eukaryota; Metazoa; Arthropoda; Insecta; Diptera; Drosophilidae.
UUUUCAGGAAAAAAAAAAAACUCCUUUGUCAUUCAAGUAAACCCGUUAUAUUGCGAAAUUCACAGUUCACAGUUAAUUUUAUAGAAAUAAUCAGCUGGCGGAAUACCCAUAAUAUUUAGUUUGUUGUGCUUCACAUAUGUUUGGUGCAUUUAUGCAAUGGUCAAUGUGGACGUAGAAUACUGCGGAGCCUGUAACUUUUCGCUGCAGUGCCAGCUGCUGCGGCAGUUUCUGGUGGAUGCGGCGCCGGGCGUGCAGGUGUCCUGCCGUCAGGGACGACGCGGCUCCUUUGAGGUGAGCAUAGACGAUCAGCUGGUGCACUCCAAGCUGGCCAGCUUGGCCUUUCCGCAGCAUCAGAGCGUGCUCGACCAGGUGCAGCGGGCGGAGCGCGGCGAGCCGCUCGAAUCAGUGCAGGCGGCGCCCAUCAAGGAUUGUACUGUCAUGUAGCUCGGAUGGAAUGCGGAGCAUAUGAAUUUUGAAGAGACAAAUAUAUUUUAUUAUAAAAAUGAAAAACAGCUUAAGGACAACACAAUAAAGCGCAUUUAGCGCCUAUAGCGAUAGCGCUUGAAGUGGAA